Molecule: messenger RNA, 447 nt
Organism: Verticillium alfalfae VaMs.102
Lineage: Eukaryota; Fungi; Ascomycota; Sordariomycetes; Glomerellales; Plectosphaerellaceae
Exons: 1
Coding region: 1-447 (148 amino acids)
Source: RefSeq, a predicted model, not a curated record
AUGCCCGUGGUCCCAUCGGCUUUGGACUUCCAAGAGGCCCGUAUCCCUCAUGAGCCGGCCUACGUGUUGUUUUCUCUUCAGGACGCAGUCAUCGAUCUACCAUCCAGGUUCAGAACCCUGGAGCCCGAUUUCCCUACACGGGCUGAGCGUCCUGUAUCUCUUAGGCUUUUGUUGGGCUAUCAGCAGGCACGAACCAGUGCUGGUUUCCUACCAGACGAGCACCUCUACCACCUGUCUGUCCUCCGGCAAAUGCUAGCUGGGCGAAGAACAUCCAGAGCAGAAGAUGAGGCGCUGUGCAUUAGCACGCUUCUCAAUCUUGCUUCAGAUGUGGCUGACAAGAUCAUCUGUUCAGCUGGGGAGGCGCGCAUGGCUGCAACAUGGGACCACCUGCCCACCAUACCGUUUGGGAUCGUCUUCUCCAAGUCGACGAAGAAACUGAACAUUUAG